GCCAUUGUUAAAGUGACAUGAUGACAAGACUCGAAAGAAAUUUACCCCAUUUGUUUUCGUAAAUAUGGAAACUUCUAAUGACAACGAUUCACAAAAAGAAGAGGGAGAGUUAUCAGACGAUGAUAACGAACCCGAAAAUUGUCCCAAUGGUGUCCAAAGUGUUCUGAAAAGGGAAGCAGACGAGUUCCAAUUUGGGAAUAGAAAUUUUGAUACACGACAUAGAGGAAACACAGUCUGGCAGAACUUAUCGUACAGGCAUCAACCACCAAACAUAAUGCCAAAUUACCCCUUGAACUCUCCGUCUACGUGGGAUUAUAACCACGGAAUGGGGACACUCAGAUACGACAGAAUUCGACCCAUGGCAACCCCACCCCCUCCUCAGAAAUGGGACCCCAGGGACAAUAGACCACGCCUACCAAAUAACAGACCCUUGUUACCCACACCUAGUCCUCGUAUGAGAAAUUCCCAGAAUUCAUCAAAUUAUAGAAACCAACCAAUUCAAAGAGUCCAGCAAACUAAUAAACACUCUUAUGAAAGAAAUAAACAGUAUCCUAUUCAAGAUGUUCCAAAAGAGCCCCUAUUGGCUAAUAAAGAUGAUGAAGCUGAUAAUUAUGAGCAGCUCCUACAGAAAUAUCAGGACAUCAAAGAAAAGCUUGCUGAAAUUCAAUCGCAAGAAAAAGCUGUUCAGGAACCAGUUAGAGAAACUUCCACUCAAGAGAAACCUGAAAACCAGAAACUAACUGCAACAAAAUCACAACCGAUUCACAAGAUUACACCAAGGAAACCGGAGACUAAAGUAGUGGUAGACAUCACAGGCGAGGUAGCCAAAGAAAAGGUGGUAAGAGUAUUUCCCAAUUUUUGGCGUAAGCAAGUUAAAGAUGGCUGCAUUCAAGAAGUGCAGAAUAAGGAAGAACCUCUGUUGAACGUCAAAGAGGAGCCAACUGAUGAUAGGGAGGGCAAGUCGGAGGAACCACAGGCCAUCACAACGGACAGUGGGGCCGACAUAAAGAAGGAACCACCAGACGUCUCGGAGGUUGCCACAAGCAUCAAGGUUGAAGAGGUUGUGGUUCUCAGUGAUGAAGAAUCAGGGAAAGAGAAUGAACAAGAAGAAGAUAAAGAUGCUGAUGAGGAGGAGGAUGAAGAAGAAGACAUGGCUCUUUUGGAGCUUCGUCUCAUCGCCUUAGCCUCAGCAGUAAAAAAAGAAGGAUCUGCCGAGGCACAAGAAAAGCCACCAUCUAAGGAAGUCACCAGUAAUAGAAAAGAGACUCCAAGAAAAACAUCUAGAGGAAAUGAAAGAAGCACGACUCGGACCAGCAGUGGCACAAACAGACAGACAAAGCAGACAAGAGCAGGUAGACCAACUCAGAAUGUUAAAAGCACUGGCAAUAGAAGUUCAAGGUCAACCUCAUCUGGAAGAUCACCAGCCCCUCGUAAGCCACUGGCUGGGACCAGUAUCAGGCGCCAAAAUUCAAGGAGAAGUGAAGACCGUAGACGAGAAAGCAUAGUAGAAAAGCGACGCCAGGAGGAAAGGAAAGAAAGUCUGGCAGAGAAAAGAAGACAGGAGAAUAAAAGAAGAGCAGAGGAAGACAAGCGAAGGGCUGAGGAGGACAAGCGAAGAGAAAUCCAAAAGAUCCUCACCAUUGAUGACCCACAGGAGCAGGUCAACAGAUUCCUACGCAUGCUGGAUGACAAGCGAUUUCCAGAGUACACUAAGCUUUCAAGCACAGAGAACAAGAGGAAGCCAUCGGUUGGGAAACAGACCACACAGGACAAAGCGCCCCCACUGAAGGACAAUUAUGAGGAGGUGGAGAUGGAUCUAGACAGUGAUACUGAGACAACAACCAUAUCUAUGGAUCAGAGUGGCAGAUUUGAUGACAUGAUGGACAAGGAUUACAGACAAGGUUUCAUGUAUCCAUUGCCUCUAAUGAAUGUGGACACUUCAGCAGGCAAUGUUCAGAUUCCACAGUGGAACGACCCAUACUUCCCAGGCUACAGUGACAUUAUGUCGGAGGAAAUUCCUGACUCCCAGAAUUCCUGGCCUCAGGACCCGGUCUACAAACAGAGUUACAACGACCCCACCUACGGUGGUGGUCUAAAACCGUGGACAGAAGUCUACCAUGCUGAUACCACCGACCCAUUAAAACUUCCUCCCCCACCCCCACCCCCUCCCCCACCUUUACCCCCAGAUGAACCUAUCCCUCCACCCCCUCCAGAUGCUCCUUCCCCACCCCCACUCCCUUCAGAGCCUCCCCCAGGGGAUGAAAGGUCCCCCAGUUUAGAACAGACAGGAAGGAAAGGACACAGUGAUUUAUAUGCGGCCCUGAGGUCCUCCCCUGACCUUUCAGAUGACCUGGAUAAAGAAGAGGCUCAGUUGAGGGCUCAGUUACUCAAAUCUCUAGCAGCGAGGAAAAUGAAAGAAAAGAUGGAGAAAUUAAAAAAUGAGUCCCAAUCUGCUGACAGUUCACCCACACGAUCUCAGUCACCCGUAGUGAUGACCUUGAACCAGAAGCCUAAACCAGUCAGGAGUCGGCAGCCCAUGGCUCAGCUGGUGAUUCCAAUCCAUGAGCCAGUUGUGAUAAACUUGAAUGACGAUUCCUCAGACGAAGAGGAAUAUCCUCAUCAUAAAUCAUCAGCCAUUCCUGUGUCCUCCCUCCAGGGGUCCAGUAACACGAACAGUGGACCAAAGCCCCUCCAGUCACGCUCCAGUGCCUCCAGUUUUUUAUCCGGCCUGGACUCUUUCUUGAAAGAGGCGCGGUUGUCCUCUGGGAAUCAGGAAAAGAAGCAGAAAGAGGACAAUGAGAGGAAGAGGAAGCUUCAAGAGAUGGAGGAAGAUCUCCAUAAUCAAAAAAUUGGUGUAGAAAAGGGUAGAAAACUGUUUAAAUCUCUGCUAAUGCGCUGUUCCAAGAACAAGAAGGAGUGGACCGAUGCCCAGGCCCGAGUAGAAGAUCUGAAACAGCAGCUAGAGGAGGCGGAGGGGCUGGUGAUCAGGAAGAAGGACCAGUUCGACAUGUCCCGUAAACAGGCUCGAGGUCUACGAGACAAAGUGAACCAGAAACAAGCGGAGGUAGAGAAGCUGGAGGCAGCAGUGAAGGAGGAGGGAGUCCAGGUGUAUGGUGAGGACUAUAGCAUCAACAACUCCAGGCGGGAGGUGACCAUGGCCGGCAAAAAGAGAGUCGAAAACCUGGCCGUCACUGUCAUCAACGAGCAUGCAGUGAAGAAAGGAGCCUCUGGGAAAGAAAACAUUCAACAGACCAAGAAAAAGAGUGUCCCAGAUAUCACUGAAGAGAAAGAACGCCUUCAAAACUUGGAGAAAGAAUAUGCUCGGCGAAUCCAGCAUCUUAAAAUGGCUAAUGCCAAACGGAAGAUCCAGGCUCGGAAAGCCAGGAUCAGCAAUGGAAGGAAGAGCUCCACUGAGAUUCCUAGACUUGAGAAGAUCGAGAUUGAUCUAACGGAAGAGACGGGGGAGGGAGGUGGAGAAGUGGAACAGCCGACUAAGCGCCGCCGUUCCCUUCUGGAGCUGAACCCCAGCACCAAGCCAAACAUUGAGAAAAAGGCAGAGGAGAGUUCAUUACCGGUGAAAACUUUUGUUAGUGCUAAAGACAGUCCUAAAAAGUCUACUGACUUCAAUGUGCCAAAUCCUCAGCAAAUAAAAAAGCUGAAACACUUGUUGGAUGAAAACAUUUCCACAUAUUUGUCAAAACAAGAUGUUCUUCCGUUGACAUCAAGUUAUUGUGAAAACAUCUUCACUCAAGAGUCACAAGAGAUUCCAGCUAUAGUCGAACACAGGAAAGUCCAGAGGAGGAAAGAGGACCCUAGUUCUAUGAUAGCUCCUUACUCCUAUGUCAGUCCACUACGCCAUUUCAAAUCCUACAGAUUUAGCCCCUACUUCCGCACCAAGAACAAGCUCUCCCUUUCAUCGCUGACUUACUCCAACAAGCUGAAUGUGAACCGUGUGCUGUGUAAAUACGAUCUACAGGGCACCUGCAAUGACGAGGAGUGUUUUGGACAACAUCAGAAGGACUACCAGCUGUCGGAGCAGGAAGUCCUACAAGACAUUGUGGCCUACAAUCCGUCUAUCUGUGGGGUGGCAUCAAAUACAUCACCCCUCUACUGCAGCAGACUUAUUGACACCUAUGUGAAGAACCUGAGUAAGCAGCACAGUGGACGACUGACAUCCGACCAACUCAAGAUCUUCCUGGUCAGCCAGGUCCUGGAGAGGUCCGCUCAAAAGAAACCUUAUUCCAUGUUUGUGGAGGCCAGAAUGUGGAGAGUCCACCAAACAGACAAGAAGAAGAAGUCUGACAAGUCUUCUAAGGACCUCUCUAAUGAUAAAAUAGAGUGGGAACAGCCAGACACUGACCUUGACAAUGUCAUCGGAGAAGCAGACGUCAGAUAUUUCAUGUCCGACUCUUCCAACAUUCAGGACAUGGAAUCAGCAGUGCUGGAAAAUCCAGACGACACAAGCAUGUGGAUCAAACUGGCCUACAAGAAACUAUCUGACACUCAGAGCCACACCCCUUCAGAGUGUUUGGACCAUGCCCUCAAUGUUCUGUCCAGGGGUCUGGAGAAAAACAAGACCAGUGUGGAAUUGUGGGAGAAUUAUUUGACCCUGUUUGCCAGACACCCUGACAAGCAGGAGCUGGGAGUCAUGUGUCAGACCGCCCUUCAGCUGACCCCAAGCUACGCCAUCUGGUGGAAGUAUCUUGGUACUAUCAAAUCACUCCACAAAAAGGCAGACACUUGCGAUUCCAUUUUGAAUUUCCUGAAGUCCCAUGAUGCAGUUGACUCAGAGCUUCGUUCCUUUUGGUGCCUAGAAACAGUAUUAUAUAAGAUGUCGCUUCACUGCUGGAGUGGAAAACACAAGACCGCCGCCAACUUUCUGCAGUACCUGCUAACUGCUGAGGGACCUAACAGGUACGAUUGGCUGAAGUCUGCACUGUCCGUGGAGGACCGGUGUGUCCUAUGGCUGGCCUUCCUCCACAUCAUGGGCUACAAGUCUGUCCCCCACCAGCUCUACGACCCAACCAACCAGUCCACAGGGAAGAUUGUCUGUAAGGAGAAUUUGACCUUAAACUGGGAGUUGACCCCUGACCUUCUGCUACCAGUGGACCAUUUCAAGGAGAUGAUGUGGAAGGCCUGUGACUUUGUGAGGAGUCUGGAGGGAGAGGAGAUAUCCCAGGGUUCCAUGCUGUUCACCAAUCUCUUUCACCUCCUUAAAGUCAGCACCAUGUAUGAGGAGGCCGCUAACUUGGGUCGACAACUUCUGAUGAAGGACCCUAGCCUGGUCAGUGUGUGGGUGUGUGUGGCAGAUCUCUACAGCCACUGUGGAGAACCUCAGGCCACUAGACAGGUAUUUGCAGACAGUUUAGAUGCCAAUCCAUUUAGUCCUCAUCUGUACUUCUAUGCAGCAAACUUUGAACUAAAGCAGGGAGAGACAAACAAGGCCAUAGAGACGUUGGAGAAGAGUGUCCUUGUGUUCUACGAUGUCGACAUCGAGUCAGAUUUAGCUGACCCCAAUCUUCUCUUCUGUUCCCUCUUGAAUGAGGACAUCCCGGUGAAAUACACACCCCCAAACAUCAAGGAGGCUGUGACCCCAGAACUUAUCCUGGAGGAGAAUCUCUAUCUGUGGCUAAACUACAGUCUUCUGUUGGAGCUACAGGGUGACACAUCUGCUGCGUUGGAAGCCUAUGAAACCAUGCUGGGCUCCAUGGAAACGACCUCUGACCUGACAGAGGUUUGGUGCAGAUAUCUAGCCUUCAGCCAGAGGCUCAUGGUUGCCAAGGAGACAGUUGCUAUGGGAGCCAAGACCUAUGUAAGCCUGUUCAAUCGAGCCCUGACUUCUGUCCCCACGAUGUUUGACACCCCCCACUCCCCAGGAUCCACCUGGCUGAAUUAUCGCCCUGUCAACAGGAUCAUUGACCUCUACAUCAGCAGCGUUCCCAAGGACGACCGAUUGUCCGAGUAUCAGAUGAUUCUGGAGAAGAUGCCACUCAAUGUGGAGUUGCUCCUACGGGUGUGUCAAGAGGUGAUACAGAGGGAGAACUUCUACCAGGCCAAGAGUCUCUGCACCACCGCAGUCAUAGAGAAGCUGGCCAACCCAGCUCUGUGGAAGAUGGCGAUAUCUUUGAGCUUGAAACUGGAGAAUAUAGCAGAGACUCGAAGACUUUUCCACAAAGCAGUUCAGUUCCAUCCGUACCAUGUGACCUUUUGGAAAGAUUUCCUGCUGUUUGAAGUCACCCAUGGCUCCUGUACAAUGGUACCAAGGAUACAGAAGCGUUGCCAAGAGCUCGGCGUAGAAAUUGAGGAAUUUUCACAAUUUUUAACAAAUUAUUCAAAAGCUUCCUCUUGACAAUAAGGAAGCAUAUGCAAGGAAAUAGUAAUCAUUAUUCAAAUCAUGACAUCAAUGCUCAAAUACAUUUCAAGAAUUACAAUUCGUCGGACAUGGUGAAGCUGAUAUUUCUGAGCAAGUAUCGUAAGUAUAUUAAGCCUUUAACAUGGAAGAGGUCCCCUGCAGGACGGGGGAAAGGCCCCCUUCUUGCCAAGUUUAUAUCAUAUAACUCUGUACACUGUAAAAAAUAUAUAUACGGACCCCAUGUUAAGGGCUUGGGCUUUUCUUUAUUUUCAUGGAAUGUUGUGAGCUAAUAUUUUAUCUUGUGUUUGUCAUACAAUACACUCCCAAGAUGUCCCUUGAGCUUCAUUGUGGAAACUGGCUUUUUGUGGUCUGUCCAUGUGUGAAGACAAAAGCGAGAAGAUUUGAGUGAGUGAAAGAACCCUGAGGAUGAAUGUAUUGGACAUUGAAUCAAAAAACUGAUCAUGUUGUCUUUCCAACGAAUUGAAAAUUUUGAAUAUUAAUUUGCAUUAAUAUUCAAAGGCAUUAGCAUAUAUACCUCAAGUUUUUGUUUAUUUAAAAAAGUAAUGAUUAAGGAGCUAAAUGGUGAUAAUCAAUUUUGAUCUACUUAAUGGUUUUUUUUAUGCUUUUGGUGUCUGGUAUGGGUAAAGUUUUGGAUCAGUGGAAAGGUUAAAUCAGUAUUUUUUCAUUGUUUGAUGAAAGUUUUUGAGAGGUAUACAUGCUAUCCCAGUGAAUUUGAUUGUAGUGAUGUUGUGAGUAAAUGUGUUGUUAUUACAUCUUAUGAAUUUUAUAUCACUUCUACAAUCAUUUUUUUGACGAUUCUUUUAUGAAUUAAAUAAAUAUUCAUUUCAAA
Molecule: messenger RNA, 7202 nt
Organism: Magallana angulata
Lineage: Eukaryota; Metazoa; Mollusca; Bivalvia; Ostreida; Ostreidae
Product: zinc finger C3H1 domain-containing protein-like
Exons: 36
Coding region: 65-6349 (2094 amino acids)
Biological process (GO): RNA processing
Cellular component (GO): exosome (RNase complex); nucleus
Molecular function (GO): protein binding
Source: RefSeq, a predicted model, not a curated record